UCAUAUUUCUGUAAUGUGAGUCGGCAUACUGAUAAACCAGGCUAUUGUAUUGUAGGCCUAUAUGAGGCAAAGGCAGUUCUUAAUCCAGCAUAACAGCCUACAGGUGUGUCUCUUCCAGCCAGCAUCUGUCUUACUGUUCACCUCAGACCGGAUCUUCUAAAACCAUGCUCUGCUUCAGACUCAGCACCACACUGUUGCUGGCAGCAACAUGUUAGCUCAUGACAGCAGUUGUCUCCACAGAGAGAGCUAUCACCUGUGGCAGCAACAAGAAUGUCCAGCGCCUGAGUUGUGAUGAGGGAGUGAUCAGUGUGCAGACAGCACUGUAUGGACGUGCAGACGCUGUGACCUGCAGUGAGGGAAGACCUCCGGCACAGCUCGCUAAUACAAACUGCUCUCAAGCUGGCACAGUGGACGUCGUCAAGAAAAGGUGUGAUGGCAAGAGGGAGUGUGAAGUAAACAUCAACGUAUUUUGUACCUCUGAUCCCUGCUAUGGCACCUACAAAUACCUGGACACCAAAUACACCUGCCUCCCAGCAAUUCACCUUGAUGCCUGUGAGGGCUCUUUGGCAAAACUCCAGUGUGAUCAAGGACAGGUUAUAUUUGUGUAUGGUGCCGACUAUGGACGUCGUGACCAGACCACCUGCAUUUACAAACGGCCUCCCAGUCAAGUUCAAAAUAUCUACUGCUCAAGCCCCACACGCAAAGUUGCUGACAGCUGUAAUGGAAAAAACAGCUGUACCAUCGCAGCGAGCAACUCUGUGUUUGGAGACCCCUGCGUCAACACCUACAAGUAUCUGGAGGUGGCCUACAUAUGUGAUUAUCCUGGGACUGCUCCACUUCCAUAGAGUUUACCUAUCAACGACUACCACAUAACUGUCAAGUUGCUGAUGUCAUUAGAGAGGUCUGUCUUCGACGGGUAGACGACCUUCAGGUUGCCGUCCUGGUCCACUGUGCGGACCUGCUGAACGAUCAGCUGGCUGGAGGUCUCACUGCUGGCCGCCGGCUCUUGUGGGCCUUCCCCUUCCCCGUCUGACCCCGCCUCCUCCCGAUUCUCCGCCGUGAACUUGUUCAACUCUGCCAUUUUCUGUGGUGAAACAGGAAAUGCACUUCAAAUGGGUGCUUUG
Molecule: messenger RNA, 1124 nt
Organism: Perca flavescens (yellow perch)
Lineage: Eukaryota; Metazoa; Chordata; Actinopteri; Perciformes; Percidae
Product: L-rhamnose-binding lectin SML-like
Exons: 10
Coding region: 219-845 (208 amino acids)
Molecular function (GO): carbohydrate binding
Source: RefSeq, a predicted model, not a curated record